Messenger RNA from Helianthus annuus (common sunflower), 1732 nucleotides. Its product is annotated as serine/threonine-protein kinase AFC3. Gene Ontology annotation, cellular component: nucleus. Lineage: Eukaryota; Viridiplantae; Streptophyta; Magnoliopsida; Asterales; Asteraceae. The transcript is spliced from 13 exons. The coding region runs from base 442 to 1422 and encodes 326 amino acids. Gene Ontology annotation, molecular function: protein kinase activity; ATP binding. Gene Ontology annotation, biological process: protein phosphorylation. The record is from RefSeq and is a predicted model, not a curated record.
CGUAUGACAUGAGGCUGGUCUAGUCGGUUAUGACAGGCCCAUCUCGAGACCCGACCGUGUUACGUCACUCGACUACGAUGCACACACCGCCACUUUAUCUCUCCAAAACCCCUAUUUCCUUCUUCCUUACAAACCCUAAAUCAAUUUACAGGCAACAAACCUCCUCCAUGUUAUUAUAAUCUGUUUUUGGUUGCAGAAAGCGAUUCAUCCUGCAAUGGUUGAGGAGAAGGAGCAGCAACGCUACACCAAACGACGCCGUCUUGCAUGGGAUGUCCCUACACAGCAAGAGGUUGAUUGUGUUUAUGUUUGCAGGGUCAAGUGCGGCAGCAGCCUGUGUUGUGUCGCCACAACUCGCCUCCAAAACGAGAGGAUGAUCGAGAGGGACAUUAUACGUAUACUUUAGGGGAGAAUCUAACUCCACGAUAUAAAAUACUAAGCAAGAUGGGUGAAGGCACAUUUGGUCGAGUUUUGGAGUGUUGGGAUCGCCAAACCCGUGAAUAUGUAGCUAUCAAAGUAGUCCGGAGCAUAAGAAAGUAUCGUGAUGCUGCAAUGAUCGAAGUUGAUGUGCUCGAACAGCUUGCUAAGAACAAUAAAGGCAGAUCACUCUGUGUGCAAAUCAGGAACUGGUUUGAUUAUCGCAAUCAUAUCUGCAUAGUGUUUGAGAAGCUUGGACCGAGUUUAUUUGAUUUUCUAAAGAGAAAUAAAUACUCCCCGUUUCCCGUGGAUCUUGUUUGGGAAAUCGGACGUCAGCUUUUGGAGUCUGUAGCAUAUAUGCAUAGUUUACACUUAAUCCAUACUGAUCUGAAGCCGGAAAAUAUACUUCUUGUGUCUUCUGAUUUUAUAAAGCUUCCGGGGCACAAGAGAAAUUCACAGGGUGAAAUUAGUUAUAGGUGGUUGCCAAAAUCGAGUGAGAUUAAGCUGAUUGAUUUUGGCAGUACUGCUUAUGAUAAUCAAAAUCAUAGCUCCAUUGUUUCUACAAGACACUACCGAGCACCUGAAGUUAUUCUAGGACUUGGAUGGAGUUACCCGUGUGAUAUGUGGAGUGUGGGGUGUAUACUUGUUGAAUUAUGCUCGGGCGAAGCUUUGUUUCAGACUCACGAGAAUUUAGAACAUCUGGCAAUGAUGGAGCGAGUAUUGGGACCUUUACCGGAGCACAUGAUUCGAAAAGCAAGUCGGGGUGCUGAAAAAUACUUCCGAAGAUCAAGAUUAAACUGGCCGGAAGGUGCUGUCUCUAGGGAGAGUAUUAGAGCAGUAAGGAAGCUAGAUCGGCUCAAGAAUAUGAUAUCACAGUGUGUGACAGUUGGAGGAUCAAGAUCAUACUUUGUUGAUCUGCUACACGGUUUAUUGAAGUUUGAUCCCGCAGACCGUCUCACCGCUCAACAAGCUCUUGACCAUCCAUUUUUCAGAAACAGUCCUGCAUAAGCUGACCGCAGUUUUCUGGUCCUUAUGAUUCUGCAACUGAUGAUGAGCCUCAGAGCAGUCGCGGUGACAUGGACAAUCGAGUGAUCAUAGACGAGAUGAUCUUGCUGCACGCAUGGCGUAGUCUAUCUGGUUUAAAGAUGAUAUAAUCACGGUUUUGAUAACCAGUGUCUGUGCGUAACUAUCAUUGUGUUGAUUAUAUUUUUAGGGUUUCAUGUUUUUAUCUUUGAACUGUAGUUGUUGUAGACUUUGUUCAUGUUUAGAAAAAUAUAAGAAAUUCCAAACUUGUAUCUAGCAAGUGUUUUUUUGACCA